AGAAUGUAUUCUGACGUCAGGGAUUUCGAAAUAGUGUGUAUUUAAAACCCGUCUGUGAAAUUUAGGGAAACAUUGUGCAUUACUGCAAACACAACAGAACAAUUGGAUAACUGCGAGUAAAAAGAUUUCUUACAAAGAUCUAACGGGACCCGAUCAUGCAGUCCGAUAAACUCCAGUAUGGGAUGCAGUAUAACAAUAUUGAGAGUGGACAGUCGUACAACACUAUGUCACAGGGCGUAGUGGUAGCACAACCAGGUGCAGUUGUACCCACUGUUGUACCAGUAAUUCAGCACAGGAACUGGAUGGCCCACUCCAUCUUAGUGUGUAUCUUCUGUUUCUGGCCCACCGGAAUCCCUGCUAUCAUUUUUUCAAAGAAGGCCAAUGAUGCAGCACGGUUUGGGGAUGUUGCGGGUGCCACAGCCUAUGCAAAUAGUGCAAAGACAUUUGUCAUUAUUUCUCUCGUCGUUGGUAUCUGUUGGAUUGUCAUCACCGUCAUCGUCAGAGUUAUCCUCACAGUCCUCGUAUAUACCUAGAUAAUUUUGCGAGAUGAAAGUUGAUGUGAUACGAUCGACAUCAUGUCCUUUGUUAUGUGUUUGAAACUGUGAUACAUAUAUUGCCUUUGUACAGAGUGUUAUACGAUAUCUAGAUAUUGAUUUCGAUGUAUUUUUUUUUUAUCUUUGACAACUAUUUCACCCAAUAUUUGCGAUGUAAGUGUAUGAACAGUUUCAGCUGCACCUCCAUCGAUCGCCUGAUCGCUAAGUUACUGACGUGCCAUACUUUAUAUGUCUGUGUCAUUAGGACAACUACUCCCACAAGAACUGCACAAUGUUCAGAUUUCUAUUUAGAUACUAUAUAUAUAUAUAGAUCAAAGUUGAUGUGAUACGAUCGACAUCAUGUCCUUUGUGAAUAUAUUUUGUUUGGAGUUGGUCCAUUUUGUUAACUUCUUCAAACUUGUUGUUUACAUUAUCUUUCUCUCAAACUUUGUUCAUCUCUUACUUCGUUUACAUAGCUUAUUUUCCUUUAUUUAUUUAUUUAUUAUUUAUUUAUUUUUUUGUAUUUGUUACUUAUUAUUAUCUUUUAUAAAUUAUGCAUGGUUAAAAUAGAAUCUCUCUGGGUACGAGUUGGCUUUACUGUUUGUCAACGCAAUUGGGUUAACUCGUUCCACUUGAGAUUAAUUAAGUUUAUUGGUUUUCUUUUCGGACAUUUUGGAUCAGCUCUUUGGACGAAUAAGGCAUGUCCUAAUUCGCUCCACUUUUAACAUUGAUUGGCAAGCCUAAAGACCAAAAACAUGUAGUCUGCGUUGUAAAUACGUUUGUAGAUUAGUGUAGUUGUAGUGCUAGAUGUAUUUAUAUGUAGUUUUUGUUAUUAUGCUCUGUUGAUAUUGACAACAUUAUGUAAUUGUUUUCGUUUGUCCUGAAGAAGGGAGGGGUCGUCCCGAAAAUUUGACAAUCUCGUUGUUCGUGUCGUUGGUCAUUUUAGUGCUUUGUUGUGGAUCCGACACUUUGAGGUAUAUAUAUAUGUUAAUGAAUUGAGUUACUUACUAUAUGAAAGGAACUGACUUUCUUGACAAUUUAGUACACCACAAUGGACGACAUUUAGAUGGUUUAAUAAAUUUAUUCCAUAUUUGAUAAAUCAAUCUACACAGACAAUUGAUAAGAUGUCUACAAGGAUAUUUGAUAAAUUUAUUCCUACACAGAUAUUUCAUGAAUCCUACACAGAUAGUUCACGAUCUAGACUCGAAUACCGGAAGUAGAAUGGUCUUUGUUUCGUCUGUACUUCUGUAAAUACUAAUAUUUUGCCAUUAAACUUCUUCUUUCAUCCUUGAAGAAGAAACUGUAA
Messenger RNA from Ostrea edulis (European flat oyster), 1839 nucleotides. RefSeq names its product interferon-induced transmembrane protein 3-like. The transcript has 4 exons. Lineage: Eukaryota; Metazoa; Mollusca; Bivalvia; Ostreida; Ostreidae. The coding region runs from base 156 to 533 and encodes 125 amino acids. The record is from RefSeq and is a predicted model, not a curated record. Gene Ontology annotation, cellular component: membrane.